UAUUUUCCAGCUCCUCGGUACCCUCAGGUUUCACAGGAUUAUUUAAAGUCACCUAAAUUCUACGUGCGAAGUCCUCAGCCUGUGGUGUCAUUGCUGAAUGACCGAAGAUGUCUCAUAGCAGGUUGUUUGCCAGGCUGCUUUUGCAGCAGAGUGGAGUCAGACACUGUUAUACAGGAACGAGGAAGAAUCUCUACAUCAACAAGAACACGAAGGUCAUCUGCCAAGGUUUCACAGGGAAGCAGGGAACGUUUCACAGUCAGCAGGCCCUCGACUAUGGCUCCCAGUUAGUCGGAGGAGUUUCUCCUGGCAAAGGUGGGAAGACGCACCUUGGUCUGCCUGUCUUCAACUCUGUCAAGGAGGCAAAGGAGGGUACAGGAGCCGACGCAUCUGUGAUUUAUGUACCACCCCCGUUUGCUGCAGCAGCCAUCAUCGAGGCAAUAGAUGCAGAGAUACCCCUGGUGGUGUGCAUCACUGAGGGUAUCCCCCAGCAGGACAUGGUAAAAGUCAAACAUAGGCUCCUGCGUCAGGGCGCUACCCGCCUCGUCGGCCCCAACUGCCCAGGAGUUAUCAAUCCUGGAGAAUGCAAGAUCGGCAUUAUGCCAGGACACAUCCACAAAAAAGGAAACAUUGGCAUCGUUUCUAGAUCGGGUACCUUGACAUAUGAAGCCGUGCAUCAGACUACACAGGUGGGCCUGGGCCAGUCACUCUGUGUGGGUAUUGGCGGCGAUCCAUUCAAUGGCACAAACUUCAUAGAUUGUCUGGAGGUGUUCCUACAGGAUCCCAAAACAGAGGGUAUCAUCCUCAUCGGAGAGAUCGGAGGGAAUGCUGAGGAGAAUGCUGCCGAGUACCUGAAGCAGCACAACGCUGGAGAUAGCGCCAAGCCCGUGGUGUCCUUCAUCGCAGGGCUGACGGCCCCUCCUGGCCGCAGGAUGGGCCACGCCGGCGCCAUCAUCGCUGGCGGAAAGGGCGGAGCCAAAGAGAAGAUCGCAGCUCUCCAGUCAGCUGGAGUCGUUGUCAGCAUGUCCCCGGCUCAGCUGGGGAGCACGAUGUUCAAGGUGUUGAAGUCUCUGUCAGGAGUUUGAGAAGAGGAAAAUGUUGUAAAUUCCGCUCCAUGACACCCGACAUUUACCCCAUCUGUCUCGCAAACGAAACGAUUCUGGAGCUGGACAUGCCCUGCAGUAUCUGUGAACCCCUGUCUAUCUCUUCAUCGAUACGCACAUGCAGUGUUUCUGUUGUAAUUUCUGCCAUGAACUUGUACCUUGCACAUAAUGAAAUAAAUAAAAUAUUAGUGUUUUAA
Girardinichthys multiradiatus is the source of this 1297-nucleotide messenger RNA. It is a transcript of the gene suclg1, whose product is annotated as succinate-CoA ligase GDP/ADP-forming subunit alph. Gene Ontology annotation, biological process: tricarboxylic acid cycle. The transcript is spliced from 10 exons. Lineage: Eukaryota; Metazoa; Chordata; Actinopteri; Cyprinodontiformes; Goodeidae. Gene Ontology annotation, molecular function: succinate-CoA ligase (ADP-forming) activity; succinate-CoA ligase (GDP-forming) activity. Gene Ontology annotation, cellular component: succinate-CoA ligase complex (ADP-forming); mitochondrion. The record is from RefSeq and is a predicted model, not a curated record. Bases 108 to 1082 code for a protein of 324 amino acids.